Molecule: messenger RNA, 1620 nt
Organism: Hypoxylon trugodes
Lineage: Eukaryota; Fungi; Ascomycota; Sordariomycetes; Xylariales; Hypoxylaceae
Product: tubulin-domain-containing protein
Exons: 4
Coding region: 146-1528 (460 amino acids)
Biological process (GO): microtubule nucleation; meiotic spindle organization; cytoplasmic microtubule organization
Cellular component (GO): gamma-tubulin complex; nucleus; spindle
Molecular function (GO): GTP binding; structural constituent of cytoskeleton
Source: RefSeq, a predicted model, not a curated record
ACGCGCGCUACGCGUGAAAGUGCAAAGGUAAAGCUCGAUAAGAUCAAAUCAACUUUCAAUUCAUCCCAAAGAGCCAUCGUUGACAUCUAAACCCGAGGAAGUUCAUAGUCGGAGUUAGUAAAAUCCAGUAACAAAUGUCGCAAUAAUGCCCAGAGAAAUUAUCACGAUCCAGGCGGGCCAAUGCGGCAACAGCAUCGGUAGUCAGUUCUGGCAACAGCUCUGCCAAGAACACGGUAUCAAUCAAGAUGGAAACCUAGAAGAUUUCGCAACAGAAGGCGGUGACCGCAAGGAUGUCUUCUAUUACCAAAGCGACGACACGCGAUAUAUCCCCCGAGCCAUCCUAAUCGAUCUUGAACCUCGUGUUAUCGACGGCAUACAGACCGGUCCUUAUAAAAAUAUCUACAACCCUGAAAAUUUCUACGUCGGCAAAAGUGGUGUGGGCGCUGGAAAUAAUUGGGGUGAUGGAUACCAGACAGGCGAGGCUGUCCACGAAGAGAUCAUGGAGAUGAUAGAACGAGAAGCAGAUGGCAGUGACUCUCUUGAGGGUUUCAUGUUGCUUCAUUCUAUCGCUGGUGGUACAGGUUCAGGUCUAGGUUCCUUCCUCCUCGAACGGAUGAACGACAGGUUCCCUAAGAAGAUAAUUCAAACAUAUUCAGUAUUCCCCGAUACUACAAACUCGGGUGUCGUCGUUCACCCGUAUAACAGUCUCCUCUCCAUGAGACGUCUUACACAAAACGCCGAUUCCGUUGUCGUUUUGGACAAUGGAGCAUUAUUUCACAUCGCAGCAGACAGACUGCACGUCCAGGAGCCAUCAUUCCAACAGACUAAUCAACUGGUCUCAACAGUCAUGUCUGCCAGUACCACCACCCUACGAUAUCCCGGCUACAUGCAUAACGACCUCGUUAGUAUUCUAGCAUCACUCAUUCCUACGCCACGUUGCCAUUUCUUGAUGACGGCGUAUACUCCUUUCACGGGAGACCAAGUUGAACAAGCUAAGACUGUCCGCAAAACGACGGUAUUGGAUGUCAUGAGACGACUGCUACAGCCUAAGAAUCGCAUGGUCUCAACCGUACCAGGCAAGAAAAGCUGUUAUAUUUCUAUCCUAAACGUCAUCCAAGGAGAGGUCGAUCCGACAGACGUCCACAAGAGUCUACUACGUAUCCGUGAACGAAGAUUAGCGACAUUCAUUCCGUGGGGCCCGGCAAGUAUCCAGGUUGCUCUAACGAAGCGCAGUCCAUACAUCCCAAUGAGUCACCGUGUCAGCGGUCUAAUGUUGGCUAAUCAUACCAGCAUCGCAACCUUAUUCAAACGUAUUGUCCGCCAAUACGAUGGUAUGCGAAAGCGUAAUGCUUUCAUAGAUAGUUACAAGAAGACCGCGCCUUUCUCGGAGAACUUCCACGAAUUCGACGAGGCUAGAGAAGUGGUAACAGACUUGAUCGCCGAGUAUGAAGCCGCCGAAGAUGCCAACUAUCUGAACCCAGACGAAGGAGGGGCAACGUCCGCGGAAACGGACAAAAGAGUAGCGUAGUCAGGUUAUGUUCUUACGUGAAGGGACAGAAUUAACGAGAUUAUGAUACACCAAAAAGCAAUGCCAAUGAUUUUACCCUUAGGAUGGCUGAG